Messenger RNA from Pestalotiopsis fici W106-1, 399 nucleotides. RefSeq lists its product as uncharacterized. Gene Ontology annotation, molecular function: FAD binding. The coding region runs from base 1 to 399 and encodes 132 amino acids. NCBI's taxonomy places the organism in Eukaryota, Fungi, Ascomycota, Sordariomycetes, Amphisphaeriales, Sporocadaceae. Gene Ontology annotation, biological process: secondary metabolite biosynthetic process. The record is from RefSeq and is a predicted model, not a curated record. The transcript has a single exon.
AUGUAUCUCUGGGACCAUCCUCAUGCUCGGACAUAUGUCUCGGGGAACAUUUGCAUCAUUGGCGACGCGGCUCAUGCCACUACUCCCUGGCAGGGCUCCGGCGGCGGCAUGUCCAUCGAAGAUAGCCUCAUCCUAUCCACUUUGCUCGGGCGCGCAAAGACGACCAAGGAUGCAGGUGCGGCAUUGAAAAUUUACGAUCAGGUUCGCCGGCCCCGGACCCAAAGCAUCGUCGAGUCGAGCAGAGAGACUGGUCUCAUCAUGACUGGGCAAGGCAAGGAGACGCAGCUAGAUUUGUCGAGACUGAAGCAAAAGGUUUUGCCGAGAUGGGACUUUAUUCUCAAUAUUGACAUGCAUAAGCAUCGAGAUGAUGCGGCCAAAUUGAUGGAGGAUGUCAUCUAA